Schistosoma bovis is the source of this 3811-nucleotide messenger RNA. NCBI's taxonomy places the organism in Eukaryota, Metazoa, Platyhelminthes, Trematoda, Strigeidida, Schistosomatidae. The record is from the annotation of a GenBank genome assembly.
UGGUGAAAAUCCCUCCAUGUAUAUACUUGUACUUUGUUCCUAUUGAUUCCCUUAGUUGUACAUUGUUGUACUUUUAUUACAUUUGAGUUGUUAAUACUUGUAUUUUUUAUUAUAGUUUUUGUUUUUCUUACGCAUUCACUAAGUUUGUGCUUCUUCCUGAACUGCAUCUGUGUUGUUUUACUUGACACUUGUUCUUGGCGGUAGCCAUAUUGAUUUGUUCCUCCUGUUGUGUGUGAUCUAUCCAGCCAGGAUAGAAUAACGUUGAUUUGUUGUGAUUGGUAAUUUUUCUCAUCUUCUAUCAACUUCUUUAUUAUUGUAAUUUAGAUUUAAUUGAUUGAACAAUCAUUGGUUGAAUAGCCGGGUGAUAAUAUUUGUUUAGGUAAUGAUUUACAUUAAAAUUAUUAUGAAUUAUAGAACCGCUAGUUACCCGAUUACUUGUUCUGAUUUCGACGGGAAAGGGCGCGUGUCUAACAUCCUCUAUCGGCUAUUCUUCAACAUCCAAACCGUAGUUUGGAUUCUACAGUUCUAAACAAAUUAAUAAUUGGUUGAAUUCGUUUGGCAAUCGUUCGCGGAUUUUGAUUAUCGUUUCUGGAAAUAUUUGGUCGUUUCGUUUGUAAUGCCAACUAAUCGUCGAAAGAAAUCAAGCUCGAAGUUCGUUGAUGUUAAUGAAGAAUCCCCUAUUACCAAGCAAGUGCCUUUUGAUGUCCUUAAGUGUCAUGGUUCAGACUCGAAUAGGGUUUAUUAUCAUGGUAGUGACUCUAGUCUUAAUUCGAUGACAGAUGACGCAAAAAAUCUUAGUUUAACGGAGAAGCAAAGGCUUGAAUUAUCAGGAAAAAGCGUUUUGCCUAUAGCGCCUGUUGUUGGUCUAGAAUUACCAAAGGUUGAAUUGAGUUAUUUCGAUGGACAACCAAGAGGAUACUGGAUAUUUAUAAGGCAAUUUGAGACCUAUGUAGCGUCAAGAGUCACUGAUGAUAGCCAACGUUUGCUCUAUUUGAUGCACUAUUGUAAGGGCAAGGCGAAAAGAGCUAUUGAGGGUUGUGUCAUGAUGGAAGCAUCGUCUGGUUAUAAAAGAGCAAGGGAAAUUCUAAAACGUUUGUUCGGGCAGGCGCAUGUAAUCGCUCGGGAGACUUUAGAGGACUUAUUCAAAACUACAAAUGUUGAUUACAGUGAUCCUGAGCAACUAACAAAUCUGGCUAUUAGGAUGGAAAAUUGUUCUAUGGUUUUGAAACAGAUGAAGUAUACUGCCGACUUAAAUUCUCUAUUUACCUUAGAGAGAAUAGUAGGACUCUUACCUCAAGUUAUGCAAGCCCAGUGGGCGGACUGGGUGGAUGAAUUGACUGAAGAUAAUAGAGAACCAACCUUUGACGAGCUUACUCAAUUUAUAGCAUCCCGCGCGAGGGUAGCUAAUAGUAGGUUUGGACGGUUAGCGAAAAGUCCGAGAAAGGGACACAACUUGAAGACAAAUUGUCACUGGCAAUUGGAGCAGGAGAAUAAUUCGAAAGGGAGAGCUAAAUGCAGUAUGUGUUCCCUGGACCAUGCUAUUUAUAAAUGUCCAAAUUUUUUAGCGCUUACCGUUCAAGAGAGAUGGUCUCACGCGAAGGUUAAUGGCAUCUGUUUUGUCUGCCUGAGGCUAGGGCAUAAAGUUAAUGAAUGUAAGAUAACAAGGCUCUGUAAGGUCGACAGUUGCGAGAGGAGACAUCAUCCGCUGCUGCACACUGACUCGACAAGCAACGUCAUAAAUGAUAAGCCAUCAUGCCCGGAAUAUAGGAAAAGAGUUGUUAAUCAUACCAGUAAGAUGCAGGCAUUAGAGAACGAAAAACGUAAGCCUUAUGACGUAGAGUUUUCAGAUGCUUAUUCAAGUGAUAAAUCAUUAUCAGUAGACGACAAGGUGGCUAUAAAGAUUGUGGAAGGUGGCACGCGCUUCGGCAACGGUCAUUUUGUAGUUUCUAUAUUUUGGAAAAAGAAUCCAGAUAUGAGAGUGGAUAAUUAUGAAGUAGCAAACCGUAGAUUACAAAGUUUGAAGGGUAUGUUGUCGAAGGAUGUCAGUCUGCACAUCAAGUAUAUCAAAAGUACUGAAAGUGAUAUUACUAAGACUUAUGCGGAGAGGGUCUUUGAAAUAUAUCUGCAGUCUUAUUAUCGCCCUCGAUGGUAUUUACCUCAUCGUGCAGUAUUAAACAUGAAAAAACCAGAUUUUAGAGUGGUCAUUGAUUGUGUCGCCCAGUUUGCAGAGGUUCCCCGGAAUGAUAUGAUUUAUCAAGAACCCAAUACCACCGCUGAGUUAAUGUGUAUAUUAUUAGGUUUUCGCAAGGAGGCAGUUGCAAUCCCUGCAGAUGUUGAAGAAAUGCUCAUGCAAGUGAAUGUUCCUGAGUCUGAUCGAGGAGCUUCAAGAUUUCUGUGGUGGCAGGAGGGGGACAUGUCGAGAGAACCGUCUGAGUUUCAUAUGACAACUCAUGCAUUUGGUGUCACAUCAUCGCCGUUUCGUGCGAACUUUGCUUUGAAUAAAACGGCCCAAAUAUUCUCUGACGAUUAUGAUAGUUAUGUCGUAGAUACUGUCAAGAAUAAUUUCUAUGUCGAUGAUUGCUUGAUAUCUAUUCCCAGUUGUGAUCAAGCAAAGAGUUGCGUUAAGCAUAUAAGUGAAUUUAAGAACAGCAGUGAAGUAGUAAGUCAUGAUGAUCUGAAAGGUUUAUCGGUGAUGAUGCUUGAUGGGUUACUCUGCGUUGGAGGUCGACUAAGAUACUCAGAUUCCCCAAAUGCUUUUAAACAUCCAGUAAUUUUACCCAGUCGACACUUAGUGACGGAAAUGAUUAUUAGACAUUGUCCUAAAGAACAAGGACACAUAGGAAGAUCAUUAGAAAAGGGGUAUGGAUAUGUGUUUUCUUGUUUGCAAACAUGGGCAGUACAUAUUGAAAUGAUGUGUAGUUUGAUUACUGAUUCAUUUAUAAUGGCCUUAUUACGUUGUAUUGGAAGAAGAAGGAAACCUCCGGAGAUUUACAGUGACAGUGCGUCAAGCUUCGUGUGGGCAGUUUCUGAGUUAAGGAAGUUUGUGCAACCGUCGAAUCAGCAGAAGAUAAAUAGUGAAUUGUCAGCGAGGCCCUCAUCCAACAGCAUGGGUGGAGUUUGGGGAAGAGUGACUAAGUCUAUACCACGAGUGUUAUUGUUGGACACCAGAGAGCAAGUGAAACAGGUCUCUUUGAAGCUUCGGAUUAGUCUUUGUUGUUAUUAAUGUAGGUAGGUCGAGUAGGCGUACUGUUGUAAGUCCUACUCGUUCCUAUAGUGUGAUAUGUUAUAUAAUGAACCAUGAUCGUAGGCAUCAAGGUAGCUUGUGUGGUAUGGAGGGAUUUUGGGGGCCGGUGUAAGAUCCAUUUUGAACGUUUUAUGUGUUGGUGAAAAUCCCUCCAUGUAUAUACUUGUACUUUGUUCCUAUUGAUUCCCUUAGUUGUACAUUGUUGUACUUUUAUUACAUUUGAGUUGUUAAUACUUGUAUUUUUUAUUAUAGUUUUUGUUUUUCUUACGCAUUCACUAAGUUUGUGCUUCUUCCUGAACUGCAUCUGUGUUGUUUUACUUGACACUUGUUCUUGGCGGUAGCCAUAUUGAUUUGUUCCUCCUGUUGUGUGUGAUCUAUCCAGCCAGGAUAGAAUAACGUUGAUUUGUUGUGAUUGGUAAUUUUUCUCAUCUUCUAUCAACUUCUUUAUUAUUGUAAUUUAGAUUUAAUUGAUUGAACAAUCAUUGGUUGAAUAGCCGGGUGAUAAUAUUUGUUUAGGUAAUGAUUUACAUUAAAAUUAUUAUGAAUUAUAGAACCGCUAGUUACCCG